GACUGAUGUGCACGGAUUGCUGGAUGGAUGGAUGGAUGGACGUGUCUGUGUGUUGAAGACAUCUCUCGUCAGUGAUAAGAGCCAAGCCGAGACGACAAACCUUGUAGGAAAUCAAGGCAAACAAAGACUUGGUACUCAUAUACACCGCCACGCGUCAGCCAGCCAGACAGGCAUGCACGCAGCAUGGAUACAUACGCAUGCCAGCCAAGUCGUCACUCUGGACGAAAGAUCGACUGAUCCGGAAAUGAAACGGACACGUAUCCAAGCAGAAGCUAUCUACAUACAAGAAUCUCCCUCUCUGCCUGCUCGACCAUCGUCUCCCGCCAGUCAAUCGCAUCUGCCUUGGCCUUCUCACUGUCACCCCCAUAUGCAGACACAGAAAAGUAGUGGCACUGCGGCUUGGCAGCCGCAUCAUACCAGCUGGCCGCCCAUGCCUUCCUCUUCUUGUUCCAGCUCACACCGAUGUGGCCGCUCUGGAUCUCGGCCGGCUGUCGGACGCUCGCCGCCCCGCUCGCCUCCUUCUCCUUGCGAAACGCCACGGCCUUCUCGUAGGCCUCCUCGAUGCUGCCGUUGGUGCUGAUAGCGAAGCUCUUCUUACGCUGCUUUCUGCCCACGCCCCAGGCCGCCAUCCACCUGUUGUGGCGCUCGUCGAAGUGGACGCCUUUAACCUUCUUGCCACGCAGCUGGUCGAUAAGCUUCUUGUCCUGGCGGUUGAGCGUGAUGGCGGCCUAAAUGAACGAGACGGAGAUACACACAAAAGACCGUGAUCGAAAAGGGCCACACAUUCCAUUCUUGGAUUCGUGUACCUUUCGCUGAGUCGGCCAUUUCUCUUCCAUGUCCUUGCGCCGCCGAAUGGCCUCCCGCUUCGCGCCGUUCUCGCCCAACAUGGCGACCGAGAAGUGCUCCUUCUUUCUCUUGCCAUUUUCGUACCACGACGCGACCCAAUAGCUAUGCGUGACGUCUUUCGUGAUGACAUUGCGAUACACUUUGCGAUGCAGUCCCGCGGUGCUGCUGUUGUUGGGGCUCUUGGUGGGGUGACUGGCCUUGUCGUUGUUCUUGUCAUUCUGUCGCUUGCUGGCCGCCUUGGGCCGCCUGCACAAACGAAACAGACACGCGUCCUCUAUACACAAGGAUCGCCCAGCCUGACUCACAGUGAGUGAGCAUCCCUUCUUACUUGUCCCGUUGGCGUGGCGACAUCUGCCUGUCCUGCUUCUCUCUUUUGGUCUCCUCAACCAUCCUCUCCCGCCAGCGAAUCGCAGCUGCCAUUGCCUCUCUGUCACCCCCAUGCGUGGACAGAGAGAAGUGGCAGUGCUUUUGCUCGCCAGACGCGUCAGUCCAGCGGGCCACCCAUCUCUUGCCCGCCUUGUCCCAGAUCACACCCCUGUGGCCGCUCUGCCUCUCGGCUGGCUGCUGGAGGCUCGCCGCACCGCUCGCCUCAGCCUCCCUGCGGCACGCGACGGCCUUGUCGUAGGCCUCCUCGAUGCCGCCGUGCUUGUUGAUGGCGAAGUACUUGCCAUGCUGUGUCCCGCCCUUGGACCAGUACGCGACCCACCUGUUACAAUGGCGCUCGUCAAAGCGGACGCCCUUGACAUCCUUCUCGAGCAGCUGGGCGAUGAGCUUGCGACUAUCGUCAUCGAUAAUGAUAGCAGUCUGAACAAGGGUGAGAAGAAAUCACAUCGAUGCCAUUUAUGCACAAAGACGCACCUUUCUCUGAUUCGGCCAUUUCUCCUCCAUGUCUUCCCGCCGCUUGAUGGCCGCCCGUUUCGCGCCCUCCUCGCCCAACCUGGCCGCCGGGAAGCUCUCCGUUUUCUGCUUGCCGUUCUCGUACCAGGACGCAACCCAACGGCCUCUCGUGCUGUCGCGACGCACGCCGGUGAUCUCGCUCUUCUCGUAGCUCCUGGUUGGGAGGGCGGCCUUCUCGUUGUUCUCGUCGCUCUGUCGCCUGUUGGCCGUCUCGGCCCGUUCGCGAAGGUCGCCAGUCCCUGACACACAAACAGCAAACACAGCCGGGUGACGUGCGGCGGCGCUCUGAAUGUAUGCAGGUGUUAUGUGUACCAGAUGGGGCGGGCACCCGCACUGCCGUCGGCUCUUUGGACGCCGAGCCCUUGCCGAGGCCGUCACCACGUCCACGACGCGACACCACAUUGUCGGCAUCAUCGUCCUCACUAUCGUCUGCAACAGGGGAUCGCACCAGAUAUGUGCUUGGCCCCAUCUCUCUCUCUCUCUCUGUGUGUGUGUGUGUGUGUGUGUGCGUCGCUGACCGUCGGGCGGCUCGUAGUCCUCGGCCUCGCCACCGUCGCUGCUGCUGCCGUCGCUCGGGUCACUCUCGUCGUCCGGGGGCUCACUACCAGUGCCCACACGACCACCAGCACGAUCUGCACCACCCAGGCAACACUCAUGCGUGCCAAGCUGGGGUGUGCCCACGUGUCUGUGUGUGUGUGUGUGUGUGUGCGUAGGCAUACAUACCGUUGAGCGCCAACCACCUGUUUUUGUUGCCCUCGGUGGAGGUCACGCCCUUCACCUUAUUGGUGAGCAGCUGGCUGAUGAGCUGCCGACCCUCCAGGCCGGCUUGGUCAGGAAUUGAGGGAGGCUGAAGAGGGACAGACACAGACGGAAGCCAUAAUGAGGGAAGGAGAUCCACAUGCACAUCCCAUUCACAGACAUGCGCGUACCUUUCGCCGACGCAACCAGAUCUUCUCCCUUCUGACGAUGAGGGCAUUCUGCAGGCAGCAAAAUGCCAGCAGCACGUCUGAUCUGGCGUCGAUGGGCAGCAUGAGGAAGCAACAGGCACAUCCCAAGACAAGCAAUUCGCCCCUCUCCACCAUUUCCCUUCCGCCGCUCGACGGCUGCCUGCCUUGGCCACCGCAAGUACAGCUCCCUUUUCUUGCCGCACACGAGAGGGGCUUUCCAAA
Vitrella brassicaformis is the source of this 2912-nucleotide messenger RNA. NCBI's taxonomy places the organism in Eukaryota, Vitrellaceae. The record is from the annotation of a GenBank genome assembly.